UCUCUCUCUCUCUCUCUCUCUCUCUCUUCCAGAAUACAUCUGUUUGUGUCAGAAUGUGACUGAAGUUUUCGCCUUUUGUCCUUGCAAGCAAGGAGGAGGAGGAGGACCCCUCUUGUGUCAGAAACAAAAUCCCAACGGCCAAUCUCAGUUCAUCCUCAAAGUUAGCUGCGUACGAGGAUUGGUUUCCACCGCCACCCUCUUCUCCUUCCUUCUUGGCCGUAACCCUAGAGAGACUUCCUUCAUCUCUCCUCGAGGGAUUUUGCAUGCCUCCAUGGCUCCUGAGGAUCCAGUGACCGUGAGUCCUCCUCCUCCUCCUCCUCCUCCUACACCUUCUCUCAAGACCAAGAUCGCUCGCCGAUUCGUCAAGUCCCUCGCAGAAGUCUGGACGUCGCGUAAACUGGCGACUGAGGGUGGUGUCCGGAAACGCGCUCGGAGGAUAAAGAUCGCUGCCUACUCGAGCAUGGCUCGUGCGGUGGGCGGAUCGAGGAGGGCUUGGAGCCGAGCCCUUCUGGCGAAGCUACAGGGCCGAGCCAAGCGGCGUUGCCAUUUGCGGAGCCAGAGAUGCUUGGGAUUGAAGAGAAAGAGAGCUGGCUCCAGAAAUAUGGUGCGGAAUGAGGUGAGCGGAUCCGACAAGCUCCGGCGGCUAGUCCCCGGUGGGAAAGCCAUGGAUCUUUGCAACUUGCUGGAGGAAACAAGCCAUUUCGUCCAGUGCCUCGCCACUCAGGUUAAGGUCAUGCAGAGUAUAGCGGAUCGGUACUCGGUUUAAGGUUGUUUUUCCUUUUGUCUUCGGAUCGGAAUCUACUGAUGGAAAGAAAAUGAAUUGCAUACAGAGAAUCCUGGUGGGUUGAUGUUGAGACAUGUGAAGGGUUCACAGUUGACAGGUUUUACUUCUCAUGUACAUAAAAAUACUUAAAUGGACACAAGGGAAGACGAAGCAUAUCACUCCUUCUGCAGAUUGAAUGAAGAGAUAGAGAGAGAUAAGAGGAAGCUAAAGCUUGACUUGUAGAAAGCAGAUGAUUAUCCA
Rhodamnia argentea is the source of this 1024-nucleotide messenger RNA. Its product is annotated as transcription factor IBH1-like. Lineage: Eukaryota; Viridiplantae; Streptophyta; Magnoliopsida; Myrtales; Myrtaceae. Bases 272 to 766 code for a protein of 164 amino acids. Gene Ontology annotation, biological process: regulation of DNA-templated transcription. The record is from RefSeq and is a predicted model, not a curated record. The transcript has 3 exons.